AUGAAAGCAUCCUGGUAUCCUCGUAUAAUUGCUCAUCAUCCGUAUAUCAUUUUACUGGUCAUUUUUAUAUUCUCUUUAGUAUGUCUAAUUAUUCCACUUACAAUUGAAAAGUUUCCAGAUUUUACGGAUCCUCAAAUGGGUUUUGAGGCAAGAGGUACAGUUUUAGCACAAAGACUGACAGCUUGGAAUCAUUUAAUAGAAGCUACAAAAGGAAGAGGAGAACUUACUGAUAAUCCUUUAGAAUAUUAUCAUUAUGUACAUCAACUAACUCAACAAGCUAAUAUGCAAAAUCGUAGUUUAUCUACUCAGGGUAUUCUUAGAAAAAAACCAAAAGGUAAAAAUAAACAAAAGGGGAAGAAACAUCAAACAAUGUUAAAUAACACAGAUUAUAAAGAAGCGAGUGAAGAAGACAAAGAUACAUGGGAAGAAUUAUUAGAAUUAAGAGAUACGCAUAAUGCAAAUAUAGAGGAUGACAAGACUCAAGAUCAUCUUGAUAGUGAUAAUUUUUUCUGUAAUCUACCAACUUCUUCAUAUGCUCGUGUCGUGAUCGCCGUAGAUUCAGAGGAAAAAAAUUUAAAUUUAUGGUCGAUGGAGGGUGUAUUAGCUCAAUGUCAUAUUGAUGGUGUACUUCGUGGAAACGUUCACUUUCCAUCUUUGUGCCAGACGCAAAUCAAUCGCAAUGAUGCGGCAAAUCAUAAAUGUUGUAGAAGUUGGUCACCAGCUAACUAUGUGGCACUUUUAUCAAAUCGCAGUUCUUGUUUGGGAAUAACAGAGAAGGAUCUUAGCAGAGUAAAAACACUUUUGCAACAAUGCGCUUAUUACUAUCAUAACCGUCAGUUGACGCCUAACUGUGCAGAAGACUUCAAUUGCCAAAAACAUGUGCCAACCGAAUGCUACAUGAGAAAUGCAGCUUAUCAUUUAUUACACUAUCUUUUAGACGUUAAUUUUAUCCCGAGUAAGACGGAUUCCAGCAAACAAAAUUCGACAUUGCAUUCUGCAAUGCUAUUUCUUCCAAUUGCGGCAAGCUCUGCGACUUUAGAUUUUUAUAAAGCAAUAGAUAAUAAUGACUUAAUGUAUGGAAAUUUUCGUGUUCAAGGCAUUCAACUUGGUCUAAAAAGUAUACUAUUUGAUCGCGAUAUAUUGUCUGAUUCGAGUCUGGUACUCGCUGGUUUUAUCUUUGUUACAUUUUGUAUCUGGGCAUAUACUGGCUCUAUAGUAUUGACUAUAGCAACAAUUUUCGCAGUAGUAUUUAGCCUUGGCAUUUCAUAUGCAAUUUAUACUGUUGUUUUACAUAUUAAAUUUUUUCCAUUUAUGAAUUUAUUGGCCAUUGUUGUAGCCGUAGGUAUUGGAGCAGAUGACGCAUUUAUUUACUGUAAGAUAUGGGAAUCUAGGAAACAACAAAAACUUUCAAAUGAUGGAUUAGUACAGUUUGUACAAGAAACAAUGAAACAUGCUUUUCCAGCUAUGUUUGUUACAUCUCUUACUACAGCAGUAGCUUUUUUUGCAUCAAUUGUCAGUAAUGUGACUGCCAUAAAUUGUUUCAGUUUAUUUGCAGGCAUGACAGUCAUUGCAAAUUUUUUCUUGAUGAUUACAUGGUUACCUGCGUGUGUGAUUGUGUCAGAGCAUUGUAAAUUAUCCACUCUAUCGCCUGUCAAUUUUAUUACCAGAAGAAUUAUUCGUCCUUUACGAUCUUUGGGAGACAAAGUGACAAUAGGAUUUACCACCUUUCUUACUGGAUUAGUGCUUCGAUUACGUUGGUUUUGGUUAUUAAGUUUGGGGAUUAUGGCAUCAGCGUGUUGCAGUAUCGUCUUCCAUUAUCCGGGUUUGGAACUGCCAGAUUAUAUGGAUUUUCAAUUAUUCCAUGAUACACAUCCGUUCGAAAAAUAUGAUCUAGUAUAUUCACGGAGAUUCUGGUUUGAACGAUACGAAAUGGUUGGCGGAGAUGCUGAAGUUUUACCGUUAAGAUUUGUUUGGGGCAUAAAUCCAGUCGACAAUGGUGAUUACCUUGAUCCUCGUAAACGAGGAACACCUGACUGGGAUGAUACUUUCAAUAUUUCUCAUCCAAAAUCUCAAUUAUGGCUUGAACAAUUUUGCCGAAAUUUACGGAGUCAACCUUUUUACCGUAGCACUAUUGGACCUUUACUAUCUAAUUGCUUUAUUGAUCCAUUACGUACGUGGAUGAUGAGACAUUGUAAAGAUCCUAUCGCCUACAAACCAAGCGUUCUGCAACAAUGUGCAGCUGAAGCUAGCAAUAGAAUACAUCACACGCCUCACUUGUGGUUUCGGACUGGUCCACUUUCUGCAGGUCCAAAAUUUGUCAAAGAACCAUUAUUGUCCACGCAGGCAUCAAACGAUACGUUUCCAAUUAAAGUAAUACCUAAAAUUAAAGCGCUUAUUGUAGAAUAUGAUAGCACAUACGCAUAUAGUCUCUCGUUUGGAAAUAUGGAUAAAUUUUUUAAUGAGGUUGAAAAUUGGAUGCAGAAUCAAUUACGAACUGCGCCUCGAGGGAUGCGACGUGGAUGGUUUAUCAGCCAUCUAGAAUUUUAUGAGCUUCAACGUACAUUAUAUCAUGGAACCUUAUAUGCGAUGGGAGUAUCGCUAACUUUGGCUCUAAUAGUAUUAGCGCUGGUGACCUUAAAUCCUCUUAUUAGCCUGUAUGCAAUUCUAGCUAUUGGUGCUGUAAUAAUUGUAACCGUGGCAAUACUUAUUCUUCUUGGAUGGAAACUUAAUAUUUUAGAAAGUGUUGCAAUCACUACAGCAAUAGGACUUGCUGUGGACUUUAGCUUGCAUUACGCUGUGAGUUAUAAAGCAUGCGUCUCUGAGAAGAAAAUAGACAGAGUAAAAGCGGCACUACAACAAAUGGGUGGUCCUACUCUUAUGGCAGCAAUUACAAGUGGUGCUGCGGGCGCUUUAAUGUUACCUUCUCAUGUACUAGCGUAUAUACAAAUCGGUCUUUUUUUAGUGCUUGUAAUGGGAGUAAGUUGGAUAUAUGCAACGUUAUUUUUGUGUCCAAUGUUAGCAGUUAUAGGACCGUCUUCACAAUUUGCUCAGUUUAAAUAUCCCAGACUCAAAAUAUUAUCAAUUUGUUAUCGUAAAUAUGAUGAUGGCGGGGUAGUUGAAACCGACAAAGAUAACAAUCGAGCAAAGAAAGCUUAUAAAGGACGGGGAAUGCUUUCGGAAUCAACUCUAAGCACUUCUAGCUCCGUAUGUCAAUUUCAUUGCAGUGAAUUGGAAACUCUUGCUGCAAGGCCUCCAUCUCCGUCAUUGCCACCAUCUCCAUUAUCAACAUUACUUCGUUAAAACAAUCACUAUUUAAUUAGAA
This is a messenger RNA of Mycetomoellerius zeteki, 3322 nucleotides long. RefSeq names its product protein dispatched. Gene Ontology annotation, molecular function: transmembrane transporter activity. The record is from RefSeq and is a predicted model, not a curated record. Gene Ontology annotation, biological process: smoothened signaling pathway. Lineage: Eukaryota; Metazoa; Arthropoda; Insecta; Hymenoptera; Formicidae. Gene Ontology annotation, cellular component: membrane.